AUCAUGUCACACUUAAUUUCACCACCACCACCGCCGCCACCACCACCGCCAUCACCGCCGCCACCACCUGCAUUGUUUAACAUGGCGAACUCCAUCGUAAACCACCGUAAGCAAGCAAUGAUCGCCGCCGUGGUGGCGAUUUUAAGUCUUUUGACGGUGGUUCGGAAAGGAGAUGCGUAUGAGUUCAAAGUCGGAGGUUCUGGCGACUGGAGCAUCGCAAGUACUUAUAAUCAAUGGGCCGAAAGAAGUCGGUUUCAAAUCGGAGAUACCCUGUUGUUCAAAUAUCAGGGUGAUAAAGACUCGGUGCUUGAAGUGAGCAAAGACGAUUAUAACAAUUGUAAUACCGCAACGCCCAUUGCAAAACACGACGACGGUCACACCGUGAUCAAGUUGGAUAAGUCCGGGCCUCACUACUUCAUUAGUGGAGUUGCCGAACAUUGCAAACAUAACGAGAAAGUGAUGGUUGUUGUAAUGGCGGAUCGGAGCCACAAAUCGUCAUCGGAAUCUCCACCUUCUCCGGCUCCGGCAGGUGAAGAGUCUCCGGCGGACAAGAACCCUCAUUCUUCUCCAAAUGGUGCAUCUUCAGUUGUCAUGAGCCUUCUUUGCUUCAUUGGAGGAUUUGCUUGUUUCUUGAGUUGGUGAUUUGCAUGAACAACAAUUUGGUUUUUGUUUUUAUUUUUAUUUUUAUAAUCAUUUAUUUUUACAUUUUUGUGUAAUUGUGUUGUAUUGGAGUGUGAAAAGAUGAACAAUGUUCGCAUAUGAGGAAAUAAAUUGGUAUUUGUUUUGUGUGU
Molecule: messenger RNA, 791 nt
Organism: Cynara cardunculus var. scolymus (artichoke)
Lineage: Eukaryota; Viridiplantae; Streptophyta; Magnoliopsida; Asterales; Asteraceae
Product: early nodulin-like protein 1
Exons: 2
Coding region: 4-642 (212 amino acids)
Cellular component (GO): plasma membrane
Molecular function (GO): electron transfer activity
Source: RefSeq, a predicted model, not a curated record